CCUUGCGUGCUGGUUCCUCCGCCCGGGGAUAUCAGCCCCUUCUAUAUUCCAAGGCCCUCGAGGCAUACAGCUACCUGCCGUGUUAUUCCAUAAACAUGGCUAACAUGGCCAUGGUUAUCCCCUUGGCGCAGAAAACCUCCAGCAGUUCUCUUGUCGGUCAAAAUGGUUUUGUGACAGAAAGAGCACAUCUUAAAGGUUCGUUGGCAGAAUCCGAGCCAGUGUACUCUGAAUUACCCCCGAACUUUGGGGAGGUUGUGGAAGGAAUCUAUCGCAGCGCGUUUCCCAGUCCUUGGAAUCUUCCCGCGCUCGAGAACCUGGGUCUAAAGACUAUAAUCACUCUCGUCGAAGAACCGUACGGUGUGAGUCAUAUGAGUUUUCUUCGCGAGAAUGGGAUCGCGCACUUUCGCGUUAUCGUCCAAGCAAACAAGGAUCCCGAAGAGAAGACCCCUGAUCAUGUAAUCAAUGGUAUCCUUGAAAUUCUCCUCAACAAGGUCAACCAUCCGAUUCUUGUUCAUUGCAACAAGGGAAAGCAUCGCACUGGCUGCGUAGUGGCCUGCUUCCGAAAGGUUCAAGGUUGGAAUUUGCGCGAUGUUCUUGACGAAUAUUUAAGUUACUCCUGGCCAAAAUCUAGAGCUCUGGACGAAAGGUUUAUCGAAGCGUUCGACGCAACCAAACUCGACCAGGUGGCCAAGGAUUCUGGUGCUAAAAUGUGGAAGCCCACAGGUAACCACAGAAAUCCAGAUCACCAUGCGUUGCGUUCCACAUUUUGACGGGCAUCUCAGUUGCCCGAACCUGUUAACCAUCACGACUUAUGACAGCUUGCUACCUCGAGAGAGAUUUACGGGAUUUUUACAAAGGUCAAUGCAUUUACAGGGAUUAAAGAGCGCACGUUUUGAGGGUUAUUGUGCAUUAAUAGAGCAAUUGCUUUAUAUUUGCUAUAUCUGAUGUCCCACCCACUUGAUGCUUGUCAGUCAACCCCCUGGCGUUCAAUUUUCUAUACUGGACUUUUUUUUUUCGCACAUCCAUGGCAUUUUCUAUUGCUUUCUAAUGCUACGUGUGUUUCACCAUGACCAUUAGAUGUUUGAGCUAGGAAGUGCCAUGCGUACUACUCCACUCACAUGAAGUGGACAUGUCCACCGUAUACACAUGUUGCUAACAUGUGGAUCAUCAGCUAACGGUUUUCGGGUCGCUGGUUGCUUUCUUACCUUUUCCCUUCUAGUAUAUACAUAGCACAUUAUUGUAAAUACUCACUACUUUGCUUCUUUAUCUCUUUACUUUUAUCUUUGGCUAUCUUCUACAGCCUAUAGUAGCUCGCGUAGACUCUUC
Molecule: messenger RNA, 1326 nt
Organism: Aspergillus pseudotamarii
Lineage: Eukaryota; Fungi; Ascomycota; Eurotiomycetes; Eurotiales; Aspergillaceae
Gene: yphA
Product: tyrosine phosphatase family protein
Exons: 4
Coding region: 96-770 (224 amino acids)
Biological process (GO): protein dephosphorylation
Cellular component (GO): cytoplasm
Molecular function (GO): phosphatase activity; inositol diphosphate tetrakisphosphate diphosphatase activity
Source: RefSeq, a predicted model, not a curated record